AUGGACGCUCUUCCUGACCUCAUCGAAUUCCCAAUUGACUUUGUUGGCCAAAGAAAAGCUAACCGUUUGACCAACCUACUCCUCUUCAGCGGUGCCGCCCUUUCUGUGCUCGUCGGUUUCGUCUCCCAGAGCUUUAUCAAUACCAUCUACGCGUUUGCCGGGGUCUUUGUGUUGACCCUCGUUGCUAUUGUUCCAGCCUGGCCGUAUUUUAACAAGAAUCCGGUUGUCUGGUUGAAGCCCAAGAAGAUUGAAAUUCUGUUGUAA
Molecule: messenger RNA, 264 nt
Organism: Babjeviella inositovora NRRL Y-12698
Lineage: Eukaryota; Fungi; Ascomycota; Pichiomycetes; Serinales
Product: signal peptidase complex subunit
Exons: 1
Coding region: 1-264 (87 amino acids)
Biological process (GO): protein targeting to ER
Cellular component (GO): signal peptidase complex; endoplasmic reticulum membrane
Source: RefSeq, a predicted model, not a curated record